This is a messenger RNA of Pterocles gutturalis (yellow-throated sandgrouse), 755 nucleotides long. RefSeq names its product myoglobin (gene MB). Lineage: Eukaryota; Metazoa; Chordata; Aves; Pterocliformes; Pteroclidae. Gene Ontology annotation, molecular function: heme binding; oxygen binding. The record is from RefSeq and is a predicted model, not a curated record. The coding region runs from base 60 to 524 and encodes 154 amino acids. The transcript has 3 exons. Gene Ontology annotation, biological process: oxygen transport. Gene Ontology annotation, cellular component: extracellular exosome.
ACCCUUUGGAGAAAGACAAACGGCUGCAGGGAACACUCGGGACCUGCCUUCGGUGAACCAUGGGGCUCAGUGAUCAGGAAUGGCAGCAGGUCCUGACCAUCUGGGGAAAGGUGGAGUCCGACCUCGCUGGCCAUGGGCAUGCCAUUUUAAUAAGGCUCUUUCAGGAUCACCCUGAGACCCUGGAUCGCUUUGAAAAGUUCAAAGGCCUGAAGACCCCUGAUCAGAUGAAAGGCUCUGAAGAUCUGAAGAAACAUGGAGUUACUGUCCUUACGCAGCUGGGCAAAAUCCUGAAGCAGAAGGGUAAUCAUGAGGCAGAGCUGAAGCCCUUGGCUCAAACCCAUGCCACCAAGCACAAAAUCCCUGUCAAAUAUCUGGAGUUCAUUUCUGAAGUAAUUAUCAAGGUCAUUGCCGAAAAACACUCUGCAGACUUUGGGGCUGAUGCCCAGGCUGCGAUGAAGAAGGCCCUGGAGCUGUUCCGAAAUGAUAUGGCCAGCAAGUACAAGGAGUUCGGUUUCCAGGGUUAGCACAUACGCACGGAAGGACACCACGACGGAGGCCUGGCCAUGCAUCUUAGAGUAGCUUCCCCAGCACUGUUUUGAACAUCUCACAACUGGCUGUCCAAGAUGUAUGGGAAAGCUUUGAUGAAAGGCCAAAAGUCACUCCAGGCAGUGUAGAGGCACCUAGAGUGAUACCUGUGAUAAACCAUUGUUUCCUGGCUUCAUAUAUACAAGAGAAAUAAUCUGCUUUCUUAGGAA